Dreissena polymorpha is the source of this 1116-nucleotide messenger RNA. RefSeq lists its product as uncharacterized. The coding region runs from base 1 to 1116 and encodes 371 amino acids. The record is from RefSeq and is a predicted model, not a curated record. Lineage: Eukaryota; Metazoa; Mollusca; Bivalvia; Myida; Dreissenidae. The transcript has a single exon.
AUGUUAGACCGAAAGAGGCGAAAGUCUGAAAUAGAUGAAUCGGUUGCUGUUGCGGUCGAAGAAGAAAUAGCGAAUGACGGGUCACCUGAGGAGACUGGAAUGUAUUUCCAAACCGACAUCGACAAAGACCUUAUGGACGCUAUGCAGUCAGAGUUGCAGCAGUUACGCACAGAGAACACUGAUUUGAAAGAUAGGGUCAUGUCGUUGGAAACAAAGUUUUCCAUGGACUACUUUAGGGACAAUGAUGAGAAGGUCAAGCACCUCACAGGACUACAGACUUAUACAACCCUAGUGAUUCUCUACCAAUUUCUUGAACCAUUUCUCCCGACAAGUUUGAUUAUGAACAAGUUCAAGGUGAUGACCCUUACCCUAGUGAAAUUACGCUUAAACCUAUCAAACAUGUUCCUUGCCUACGAGUUUGAGACCAAUCAGUCAACCAUUUCGCGGUUACUGACAUCAACUAUUUCCGUUAUGUACAAACGUAUGAAAAAACUUAUUAAAUGGCCUGAACGUGAAACUUUACAGAAAACGAUGCCAAUGGAAUUUCGCAAGAACUUUGGAAAGAAAUGUGCUGUGAUUAUAGACUGUUUUGAAGUAAAUGUCGAGAAACCAACUGGACUGAGAGCUAGAGCCGAAACGUGGUCUUCUUACAAGCACCAUCAUACGAUUAAAUUUCUGAUCGGUAUAACACCACAGGGAACUGUUUCGUACAUAUCAGAUGCCUGGGGUGGGCGCGUAAGUGACAAGUACAUUACAGAACAUAGUGGAUUUUUAGAUAAAUUGCUACCAGGAGAUCUUGUUUUAGCUGACCGAGGGUUCGAUGUCAGCGACAGUGUUGGAUCUGUUUGCGCGCAAGUUAAAAUUCCAGCAUUUACGAAAGGGCGAGACCAGUUGUCACCACUUGAUGUAGAGGCCACUCGAAAACUGGCACAUUCAAGAAUUCAUGUGGAACGUGUCAUCGGAUCAGUACGACAAAAGUAUACAAUACUGAAUGGCUCUUUGCCAAUUAAUUUCUUGAUGAACAAAGACUCAAACGGGAAAACAGUCACUGAUAAACUGGUCACAGUGUGUUGUGGGCUUGUGAAUCUAUGUGAUUCUGUUAUUGACUUUAAUUGA